Molecule: messenger RNA, 1155 nt
Organism: Pseudophryne corroboree (corroboree frog)
Lineage: Eukaryota; Metazoa; Chordata; Amphibia; Anura; Myobatrachidae
Exons: 4
Coding region: 14-670 (218 amino acids)
Molecular function (GO): nucleic acid binding
Source: RefSeq, a predicted model, not a curated record
AUAGUUGGACAACAUGCCAGUAACUAUCAACAAAACGAUGAGCAAGAUAAUCGCCAACAUGAAAAAAGAAAAUAAAACCAUCAAAGAGAUCCAUGCAUGGCUCAAGGAAAGUGGCAUUAUAGUCACUUUAGAAACGGUGCGCUAUCAUGCAUUCGAGAGAACAACGCCCAGAUUUGUAUUUCCUACAAAAUGCACAUGGAGAGUGCAACAAAUUGUGGAGGAACUAACUCGUGAGGAUGAUGAGCGUACUGCUCUGCAAAUAAAACGAAUUCUCCAUUCCAAGUAUGACCUGGACAUAUCGGCCACCAGCAUCAGAAGGAUGCGACGGAAAAUGGGAUGGACCUUUGGCGCAACAAGGAUAUCUCCAAUGAUAAGAGAUGUGAAUAAAGAAAAGAGAGUGGAACAGGCACGGCGAUGGAUUGAGAGUGGUGAAACAUUUGAUGAUGUCAUUUUCACAGAUGAAUCGUCUGUUGCCCUUGAGCGGUUCUCCAGAAUGUCAUUCAGGAAACGUAACCAUAUCUCUUUAAAACCACGCCCAAAGCAUCCAUUGAAAGUCCAUGUAUGGGGAGGCAUAUCACGAUUAGGAGCUGGUCCCCUAUUAUUUUUCGAAGGUACAGUACUAUACUUUAUUCUGUGCCUGUGUUCUGUAAAAAUACAUGUUGUACUGUAGAGUACGUGUAACUGCACAAUAAAAGGAGUUGCUUAUUAAUGAACAACAUUUUUUGAUUUCUGUAGGAAUCAUGGAUAAGAAAUAUUUCCAAGAAACAAUAGUAGAGAAAUGUAUGGUGCCAUUUGUGAAUAAAUAUUACCCAACUCACCAUAGGAUAUUCCAAGACAAUGAUCCUAAACACUCCGCCUCAGCCAAAUUUAUGGAAGAGAAAGGUAUGAAUUGGGAACGCACACCACCAGAAUCACCAGACAUGAACCCAAUCGAAUUAGUGUGGGCUCAAUUGAAGAGGUACGUUAGGAGUGUUGCAAAGCCAACAACAAAACAGCAACUGGUGGAUGGGAUAAAGAAAUUUUGGCUAGAAGUACUCACACCUGAACAUUGUAAUAAUUAUAUAAAUCACCUGUAUAAAGUAUUACCUGUUGUAGUUGAAAGAAAUGGUCAAGCCACAAAUAUGUAGUUCUGUAUUUUCUGUUUAAAAUUUUAAA